Zea mays is the source of this 2769-nucleotide messenger RNA. Its product is annotated as regulatory subunit. Bases 580 to 2328 code for a protein of 582 amino acids. NCBI's taxonomy places the organism in Eukaryota, Viridiplantae, Streptophyta, Magnoliopsida, Poales, Poaceae. The transcript has 16 exons. Gene Ontology annotation, cellular component: SCF ubiquitin ligase complex. The record is from RefSeq and is a predicted model, not a curated record. Gene Ontology annotation, biological process: SCF-dependent proteasomal ubiquitin-dependent protein catabolic process.
GUCGGCCCAUGGGACACGUGGAGCUCUGUCGCGGCGCCGGCUCUCUCCCUCACCACUUGCAUUUCCUCCCUUCCUUUUUCCGCCUCCGUUUUCCUCCCCCUCCGACACCAGCCCACCACGCGAGAACUCGUCAGAUAUUUAUGAGCGCAGCCGCGGGUUAACCUUCCCUUCUCGCUGCCGUGCUCCUGCUCGUGCGCGCGUUCGCAAUCGUAGCGCUGGGGUUGAGCCGCGAGUGGAUAAACCCUAGCCGGUGGUGUAGCUGGGUUGGUGGCUUUGAUGCCGGCGACGGCCCGCUUGUCCCCGGGUGGGUGAGAAUUCUGCGACCGGUGUGUACUGGCGACUCCAUGUUUGUGUGGGACUUCCUGGGUGCGGGGGUGGUUGGGCACUGUUCCUUUCCCAUCAAUUUGACUGAACUUUUUUGCGCUUUUCGUGCGAAUGGAGUGAGGUGACGAAGGCUGCCAUGGGCUCUAACUAUGCCACGAUUGGAUUAUAGGAUAGUAGCUGGCAGCUACCAGUUUCCUAGAACCAAUUUGUGGAUAGCGAGAGGAGUGACUGUUGUUCAGUACUUUCACCUCGAUCAUGGGUGGUGUCUGCUCAAGGAAGAGAAGCCAAUUGGUGGAUGAAGGUGACGCUCUCCAGACAUCCCCAAGGUUCUCAAAGACCAGCAGCUUAAAAUGGCUGUUGCUUACACUGCCUCGCAGCAGUUCUGAUGUUUCCGGGAAGGGACAGGGAAAUGAACCUGGGCGGUGCCCGUCCCUCAUGGAGCUUUGUGUGGCUAGAGUUUGCCAGGAUAUCGACAGGUAUUCUACUUUUGCAAUGCUGCCAAGGGAUCUCAGCCAGCAGAUUUUCAAUGAAUUAGUAAAUUCAAACCGUCUUACAGAGGCAUCACUUCAAGUUUUUAGGGAUUGUGCUCUGCAGGACAUUGGCUUAGGGGAGUACCCUGGAGUAAAGGAUGCUUGGAUGGAAGUAGUGGCAUCUCAAAAGCAGUCAUUGUUGUCGGUUGAUAUUUCUUGCUCUGAAGUAGCUGAUAGUGGGAUAGAUCUUCUUAGAGAUUGCUCAAGCAUGCAAAGUUUGGCAUGUAAUUACUGUGAUCAAAUAUCCGAAAGUGGUCUGGGAGUACUGUCAGGAUUGUCAAACCUAUCUUCUUUAAGCUUCAAGCGAAGUAAUGCUGUUACUGCUGAAGGAAUGAGAGCCUUUGCAAAUUUAGUUAACUUACUAAAUCUCGACCUUGAAGGUUGCCUAAAGAUUCAUGGUGGCCUUAUUCAUUUAAAAGAUCUGACAAAGCUCGAGUCAUUGAAUAUGAGAUAUUGCAAUUAUAUUGCGGAUUCAGAUAUCAAAUAUUUAACAGAUCUGACAAAUUUGAAGGACCUUCAAUUGUCAUGUUGUAAGAUCACAGAUCUGGGGGUGUCGUAUAUCAGAGGCUUGCAGAAGCUCACUCACUUGAACCUAGAGGGCUGCCCAGUGACUGCUGCUUGUUUGGAAGCUAUUUCAGGAUUGUCUUCAUUGGUAUUGUUGAACUUGAACCGUUGUGGUAUAUACGAUGAUGGCUGUGAAAACUUUGAAGGUCUUAAAAGGUUGAAGGUUUUAAACUUGGGGUUUAACUAUAUUACAGAUGCUUGUUUGGUGCAUCUGAAAGAAUUAAUCAGUUUGGAGUCUUUGAACUUGGAUUCGUGCAAGAUUGGAGAUGAUGGUCUAUCACAUCUGAAAGGUCUUGUGCUACUGCAAAGCUUGGAGCUUUCUGAUACUGAAGUUGGAAACAAUGGACUCCAGCAUCUAUCUGGUCUUCGUAAUCUGCAAAGUAUUAAUCUCUCAUUUACUUUGGUCACGGACAUUGGUGUGAAGAAGAUCUCUGUGUUGAAUUCGCUGAAGUCAGUUAACCUUGACAAUCGCCAAAUUACUGAUGUUGGCCUGGCAGCACUUAUAAGUCUCACUAGGCUGACUCAUCUUGACCUUUUUGGAGCUUGCAUAACUGACAAUGGCACAAAUUGCUUCAGAUAUUUUAAGAAUCUUGUUUCUCUUGAAGUCUGUGGUGGGUUCGUUACUGAUGCUGGAGUGAAGAACAUCAAGGAUCUGAAGGCCCUGACGUUGCUGAAUCUUUCUCAAAAUGCUAAUCUGACAGACAAAACCUUGGAGCUGAUCUCUGGCCUGACUGCUUUGAUCAACUUGAACGUGUCAAACUCACGGGUGUCCAAUGCUGGUCUCAAACACCUGAAUGACCUGCACAACCUGCGUUCACUGUCUCUAGAUUCCACCCGGGUGACGGCAAACGAGAUGAGGAAGCUUCGAGCAACAGUGCUGCAUAAUCUGAUCAGCAUGCGGCCAGAGUAGUACCCAUUUGGCACCUGCUGUAAAUAAUCAUUAGGUUCGAGCAGGUUGUUCUGUUGGUAAGUACUGCCUUCGUUCUCGAAUAUUUGUCGUCCGCUAGUUCAUUUUUGAACUAGACCGCGAUAAAUAAAAAAGAACGGAGGGAAUAUCUUGUAAGAACCUGAAUUGAAGGCAGGCAUAUAAUUAUAUAAGUUAACAAUGUGGUCUUGUGCUGUGUCAGCGAGCUCGUUCGUUUCAGGGUGAUGCUGAAGAAAUGGCACUAUGGCAGCUGCUUUGCACUGAAUUGUAAAUAGCCUUUCUCGCCAUCUGGGAACUGGGAUGCAUACGUGGGUCGCCCUUUUUUAUGUUUGGGUAGAUUAGAGUUGAAUGUGCGUUAUGUACUUGUGUUCUGAUGAGCACCGAAUGCUUAUUUUGUCACAUGCUGUUAUUUACCGGCCUUCCCCA